Messenger RNA from Drosophila bipectinata, 1002 nucleotides. RefSeq names its product glycine, alanine and asparagine-rich protein. Lineage: Eukaryota; Metazoa; Arthropoda; Insecta; Diptera; Drosophilidae. The record is from RefSeq and is a predicted model, not a curated record.
AUGCACGGCACUGGAUUACGCUCUCUUCUCGGCCAGCUGGUGAUAGUGCUGCUCUUGACACAGGUCCUGGGACGGCUGCACAAGCGAAAUGGCUAUCAUUAUAGACCCCAGCAGCCACCGCCACUUCACCAGAACGGAUACUUCGAGCCACAUCACCCGGCUGUGGAGCCUCCGGAGCCGGAGAAGCCACAACACAGUUCAAAAAGUUACUACAGCCAAUCUGGAAAUGGAGGUGGAUCCGGCAAAGGAGGAGGAGGCUACAGCAUAGGCAGUGGACUCCGCUCCAUAGCUCAAGGAUCAGCAGAUCAGGCUUACAGUGCUGUGGCCAAUCAACAUGCCGCUGCCAAGCAGGCGGCUUACAUAGCCCAGAACACUCUGGCUCAGGCGGCUUCUCAGGCAGCAGCCACUGCGCAGGCGGCCCUGGUGGGAAAGCAGGUGGUUCUCCAGGAACUGGAGCAACAGGCAGCCGAGGCCCAGCGCUCCCUCUCGAGGGAGCUGGAGCAACUGAAGGCGGCCAAGAUCUCCGCCAAGUUGGCCCAACAAACAGCCCAAGCCGCCCAUCAUCAUAUAUCGGUUCUCACAGCAGCCGUGAAUAAUGCCAAAUCCGUAGCGGAACAGGCGGAGCAAACUUCCACAGAGGUGAACAAUCAGCUGGCCUCCCAGUCUACUAUGGUGGGUCAGGCUAAGAACCGACUGGAGCAAGUGGAGGAGCAACUGCACCAGGCCAGAGUAGACUACGCGGCGACUAAGGAGUCUGCUUUGAAGGCGGCCAACUCGGCGGCAGCAGCCCAGGUUAACGCCUCAAAGGCGGCCCAACACGCCACGAUUGGACUCCACGAGAGCACCAAUCCCUCAGCUCAUGGGCACGAGGGUCAAGAGCUUAGCGGAGAGGAGGAGUCUUAUGACGACCACCUGGCCCCCAGUGGAGGGGGAGAAAUAUCUUUGGGUCAUACAGCAGGUGGAGAGGAGAUUACUGAGCAUGUUAGAACUCCCUACAAGUGA